Molecule: messenger RNA, 2366 nt
Organism: Aspergillus caelatus
Lineage: Eukaryota; Fungi; Ascomycota; Eurotiomycetes; Eurotiales; Aspergillaceae
Product: NTF2 and RRM domain protein
Exons: 4
Coding region: 636-2228 (530 amino acids)
Biological process (GO): ribophagy; protein deubiquitination
Cellular component (GO): ribonucleoprotein complex; cytosol; Ubp3-Bre5 deubiquitination complex
Molecular function (GO): mRNA binding
Source: RefSeq, a predicted model, not a curated record
GUGAUGUAAACGGAAUGCCACCGAUGGAGAUCCACUCGCGGGUUAGGCAGGCGGUAAGGGAAGGAAAUGGGCCGCUAAGAGGCGCCGCACUGCAACCGACCUUUCAAGUCUAAGUCAACUCAUUUUGCAAACUGCUAAGCAUCCCGUCGACUUUCCCUCUCUUUUCCUCUUUCCUACUCCAGCUGUUAGCUACCUACCUACCGCUUUCUUAUCCCAUUCUCCUUUCGACUAUUUGCCAUUCAUCAGAUUUUUCCUGUUGAUCACCUUCUCUCCAUCAAUCUUCAACGUAUUCAGUUCCUUUCGACUAUCUCCUCUCUUGCCCUCCUUCGCAAAUUUGACUUGAUUGGAAAUCGCACAAGAAUCUUCCUCUAUUUUCCUUUUGCACUACUACGACGCAGACGCUUUUAACGCAGACAUUCUUCUUUUCUUCAUCUUAUUGCAUCUAUUAGGGUCUAUUGAUUUUCUUUCUAGCAUUUCAAAGCGAACAAGGAAAAGUCACUAGAUUUCUUAGCCUCCACUUUUCAUCAUAUAGAGGCUCAUUGCUCAUAUACCUCUACUUCUACCUUCUCACGACAUCCUAGACCAUCUCGGCUUUUAUCCCCAACCCGACCUUCAACUCUUUCUUCGAUAACACAAUGGCCGAUACUCAAGCCCCCGUUAACGGCAAUUACCCUGUACCCCACGCCUAUCAUGACUCUUACAACCAUGCCCAUGCUGUUGCCAACAAUGCCUCGAAUUUCCAGCCAGCGCAAUCCACCACUCCCACCAAUGCCCCUCCUAGUGAGCAAAAAAAUGCGAUCUCUAAGGACGAGGUCGGCUGGUAUUUUGUUGAGCAAUACUAUACCAAUAUGAGCCGUAGUCCAGACAAGUUGCAUCUUUUCUACUCUCGGCGCUCGCAGUUGGUCUUUGGAACUGAAGCAGAGUCGGUUCCUGUUGCUGUGGGCCAGAAGGCUAUCAAUGAGAAAAUCAAACAGCUUGAUUUUCAAGACUGCAAGGUCCGCGUUUUGAACGUCGAUUCUCAGGCUUCAUUUGACAACAUCUUGAUCUCAGUCAUCGGUGAGAUCUCUAAUAAGUCCGAGCCAUCUCGCAAGUUUAUCCAGACCUUCGUUCUUGCUGAGCAACCUAAUGGAUACUAUGUUCUCAAUGAUAUCUUCAGAUACUUGGUUGAUGAGGAGGAUAUCGUGAAUGAGGAGCCCGCUCCCGCUGCGCCUGCCGAGCCUGCCGCACAGCCGGCUACCGAUGAGCCCGCACAGCCUGAGACUGAGAGUGCCCCGACUGUGGAGGCCCAGGAGGCCAACGAAGUCUCAGUUGCCAAGGUGGAUGAGAAGCUUGAAAAGGCGGAAGAAAAGGCCGAGGAAGAGCAGCCAGAGGAACCUGCACCUCAGGUCAAUGGAACUGAGACCCAGAGCAGCGAGGAUGUUCAGGAACCUGCCGCCUUGGCUGAAUCUGAGGCGUCCAAGACGGAAAAGCCCGCCACACCGGAGCCUACGCCUGCCCCAACAACACAGAAGGAAAAUACCGCUCCGGCCAAAGAGCCUGCUGUACCCGCCAGAGCCGUACCAAAGACCUGGGCCAACAUUGCCUCCAAGUCCGGCGCUACUGCUCCUGUUGUGCCUGCAAUUCCCGUUGCUCCCGUUAAGCCCGCUCCUGCUACCAACUCCGCCCAAUCGGUCCCUGCUCCUGCUGCUGCGGCUGCCACACCCACUCCUGCUACUGAGAGCACUCCUAGCCAGCCUCCUUCCAAUGAUGGGUCUGGCUGGCAGACUGCCGGUCACGACCAUAAGAAGACCCAGCCUCGUGCGGGUGAUGACCAAAACGUUAUGGCCUAUAUCAAGAACGUCACUGAUAAGGUCGAUGCAAACUUGCUCAAGCAGACUUUGUCCCGCUUUGGAAAGCUCAAGCACUUCGAUGUGAGCCGUCAGAAGAACUGUGCUUUUGUUGAGUUCGCUGACCCUGCCGGCUACGCCGCUGCUGUUGCUGCCAACCCGCACCAGAUCGGAACUGAGCAGAUCUCCGUAGAGGAACGCCGUUCUCGUACUAGCGCCUACGGGGGAAAUACCAAUUACGGCGCCAGUCGUGGUGGCUCUGGCCGUGGUCGUGGCGACCGUGCCGGCAGUCAGGGCCGUGGUGGCUUCCAGCGUGAUAGUCGUGGUGGCUUCGCUCCCCGUGGUCGUGGCGGUAGCGGCAACGUCAACGCCAAAGCCCGCAACCAAGCUCAGGCUGCUUAGAGCAGAUCACUUCUUCUCCUUUCUUUAAACCGGAGAGGCAAAAAAAAAAGAAUAGUGAAGAAAAGAAACUACUGGAAUCAGGAUGAAGAUUAUUUACCGCAAGCAGUCUUUUCUUCUUGACCUGUCACUUCCUCUUCU